Molecule: messenger RNA, 765 nt
Organism: Candidula unifasciata
Lineage: Eukaryota; Metazoa; Mollusca; Gastropoda; Stylommatophora; Geomitridae
Source: the annotation of a GenBank genome assembly
AUGCGUUGUGUCAUUCACAGUCUAAAGCCUAUUCUUGCCAACAUUGUACUUACACUGCCAAGGACAAACUAUGAGUUAAACCACCAUAUGAAGAGACACGAGCCGCGUUCUUGUUCUCAGUGCAGCUUUGUUUGCUAUUCCAGGGCUGAGCUCAAGAAGCAUGUCUUUACACAUUCUUCCUUUGGCUGCACAGAGUGUGACUUCACCACCAGUGAUAGAGCCGAGUACACGAGACACAUGAAGAGGCAUACACCGAUCCAACAUCUGUGCUGUGAAUUGUGCGGCUAUUCCUGCGACACCAUGAAAAAAUUUAAGUACCACAAACUGAGACACGACAACAAGACGCCGUAUCAGUGCCAAGACUGUGAUUAUCGGUGCAGUUCCCGGGCCAGUUUCGACUGCCACCGAUUAAAACAUGCUGGUCUCAAACCGUACCUGUGUUCUUUCUGUGGUGCUUCUUUCAGAAAAACAUCUCAUCUGAACCAGCAUUUGCUUAUUCACAAAGAUGAGAAGGCGUUCAAAUGUAGCGAGUGUAACUAUUCCUGCCGCACCAAGCAUAACCUCAAGGAGCAUGAGAUGACCCACUCCGGAGAGAAGCCGUUUUCUUGCAGAUAUUGCAGCUUCUCCUGCCGAAGAAACAAGGCCUUACAGCUUCAUAUGCUGAAGCAUGACAGCAGCGGCAUGAUGGUUCCAUCCUUGCAGAUGUCAACCAUGGGGUUUCCGCAUCUACAAAUACCACUGCAGAUGCCUAUCAUGCCUUCAUAA